Molecule: messenger RNA, 2646 nt
Organism: Pocillopora verrucosa
Lineage: Eukaryota; Metazoa; Cnidaria; Anthozoa; Scleractinia; Pocilloporidae
Cellular component (GO): cytoplasm
Molecular function (GO): protein binding
Source: RefSeq, a predicted model, not a curated record
AUGGCGGACGAAAUGGAUGUUGAUGACCUUUUGCGUGCCUUGGCCUCCAUGGGCUUUGAACUUGAAGACUGCCAGAUGGCUCUAGAGGCAGGCAAUACCACUUUGGAAUCUGCAGUAGAGUGGUUGGUGGUAAGAAGAUCAAAUCCAAGUAAUUGUGUUUCUAAUCCUGGUCCUGAGGCAACAGUGGAACCCAAGGUUUCUCGUGAAGAAGUAUCUAGUGCACCUAGUGAUAAGAUUCAGGCGUCGUCCAAUUUGUCAAGCCGUUAUACAGUGAGUGAGGAACAUCAGAAAUCCAAGGAACAGUUUAUGGAAAAGGAGAGAGAAACUGCCAGGUUGGAAGCCAAGAGGAGAAAAUUAAUGGAGAAAAAAGCACGUCAGGAAGUUCUUCAGCAAAUAGCUGCUGACAAAGCCAAUAGGCGUGAUAAAAAACCAAAACCACCUGCACACUUUGCAAUGAUUCAGGCAACAGAUAAAAGCAGGGAGCCUGGUGAAAGCUCAAAAGAAAACAAACAAUGUUUGAUUCAGAUAAGAAGUCCAUCUGGUCAAGUGCAAAGGCAGACAUUUCCAUCAGAUGCCAAACUCCAAGAUGUUGUGACAUUUAUUUGUAGCCAGUACCACCUAGAUUCUACCGGCUUUGAACUUUUGCAGCCAUUUCCUCACAGGUUGUUUAAGGCCACAGAAAUGGAUUCCACAUUAGUUGACCUUGGACUUAGUCUGGGUGGAUCACUUGUGGUGAAGAAGACGGAUCCUUCUCAGCCGUCUUCCACAUCUGGUGGGGGACCUGCCAAAGUAAAUCCUAGAAAUGCAUCUGAAGCAACACCACGCACUGGAAAUGGACUUGAAGAUAUUAACAGACUGCCAUCAGACUCUGAUCAUGACAGGCAAGACGCCAACUGCUCCCAUGGAAAUGGCAAUAGAGUUGAAAUUAAUAAUGUUGACGAUGACAGACAGUACGUGGCUCCUCCAUUAUUUGACAGAAGUCCUCCUCCAGAAUUAGAUGAUGCCAUCAGAGCACCUUUACAAGGAAUGAAUCCAAAUGUCCUUGGUAUUGGAGGGAUGCAGAAUUUCCUUGUGAGAGGUGGUGGUGGUGUUGGUCAUAUGUGGGGAGAGGGGGUGAAGCUUGGUGCUGUGGAACAUAAUCCACAUUCUAUUGAUCCAGUGUUAAGAGCGCAUACCCCAGGAGAGUCUGCUGCUAAGAGGUUGGAGAUGAGACAACAACAUCAGAUUCAGCCAGAAGCAGGUCCCAGUAGGGUAAGUCAUGAGGAAUUGCCACUUCUACACCGUGACGUUCAGCGUCUGGAAGACUUGUGUAUCAACCAUAUCAGCCACCGUCUUCCUGGACAUCAGAGCCCCCUUACAUCUCUUGGCAUGUUGCCGCUUGGUCUGUGUGAUAAGAUUAUGACUCAUUUGAUGAAAAUCAAAGCUCUUACACCUAAGGCAAUGCAGGCUUUCAUAUCCUGUGGGCUGAGGCAUGUGAAACUAGAUUGCUAUUCACUGGUGACAAAUGAACUCCUCAUAGCGCUCAGACUACACAGAAAUCUAACCCAUCUCAGCUUGAAAGCUUGUCCUCUUAUAACAGACAAAGCAUUGGAGGCCGUUUCAGUUCUCAAGAGGUUGAAAUCCCUUAAUCUUAGCCAGUGCCCUCAGCUCACAGACAAGUGCUUUUUCCACAUUAAAGGACUUUCUUCACUUGUUACACUACAGAUGGACAUGACAAAAAUAACUGACAGAGGUGUUUGCCAUUUUCUGGAGAAUGCUGCAUCCUGUCCCAACAUAGUUAAUUUAAGUCUUUCUGGCACAGCCAUCACAGAUAACAGCCUAGCUGCCAUGUCUGGUCUCAAAGCUCUCAAGAUUCUUGCUCUUAGUAAUACAAAGAUCUCAUCUCUAGAAAUUGUUCAACACUUGCCUCAGUUGGAGAAUCUGAAUAUUUCACACUGUACAACAUUACAUGAUGACAGUUUGGCAGCUCUGGAAAAUCAUCCAUCACUUCUGUCUCUCAAUUUGCUCUCAACAAAUAUCUCCAAUAAUGGACUCAGUCAUUUGCAAGGUCUGAAGUUGUCAACAUUAAAACUACCAAACAGAUUGACUAUUACAGAUGAAGGGCUGUGCAAUCUUCAAGGCCUCUCAUUAGUAUCACUUGACCUGUCAGAUUACAUUCAUGUUACAGACCUUGGUGUCCGCUCAAUUGCAAACAUGACAAGACUGACACAGUUGUUACUCAGCAACACCAAACUUACAGAUGAUGGAAUGAAAAGUCUAGCAGCUCUGAGGGAACUUGAAGAACUUUCUGUGGAUAGAACAGUAAUAACUGAUGAAGGAUGUACGGUUCUGCCAAAUUUCCAACAACUUAGGAUUCUUGGUUUGUCGUCUACAAGAAUAAGCAACAAGCUUCUUUUAAAUGGAACUUUGAAUCACUGCAAGGUUCUUUCAAAAUUAAACCUGAGUAGAACCAGAGUGUCUAACAAAAGAUUAUCCAGCCUUGUUCUGCCAUUACUGAGUCAACUUAACCUAGAUUGGACAAGAGUGACAAGUGAUUGCCUCACACUUCUCACAGGUUGUCCUUCACUGAAAGCCUUGAGAACAAACAAUUGCACUCCUCCGUCACCAGAUUCUGAAGAUUCAGAUGAUGAGCAGGAACAACGAUAA